UCCGUUGGAGACGCUCCGUUAGAUUUUCAGAGGAACGGGAAAAGCAGGCGACUCUUUGGAGAAAUACGCGCAGAUCAGCUCGUCCAAAAUUGGCUCCUUCUUAACUUUGGGCUCUCCUCACAUGAAAUCCGAGGCCAGAAAAAGCGUGUUUGCUUUGGUCCUUCCCAGCUUGAGAGGACUUCCACCAUCAGAGGCGAUGAGAUGUGAGUGAGCUAUGCCUUGUGGAAAUGGAGCGACUGUAACCCAGCGAAAACAUGGCGUCUGUGGGCCCGGCUUCUACUUCUUGUCCAGCCUGCUGCUGGUGGCCCUGUGCUGUUUGGAGUCGUGGAGCCUCGGCUCGCAGACGGCGGCCGGCAGGGGCUGCACACCCUGUCCCGUUAACUGCAGCUGCACGCCCGCGGGGUCCCAGCAGAGCUGCGUGGUCAACUGCUCCAACGUCGGCCUGGAGAGGGCCCCUGGAGCGGCAGAAAUGCCGCUGGACACCAGUGUGCUAGAUCUUUCCAAGAAUCAGAUCUCCUCCCUUGAUACAACUCUGCUAAAUCGACUCCCUGGCCUUCGAGAGCUAUAUCUACAAGAUAACAGGAUUGUUAUUCUGCCAAGAGGAGUAUUCUGCUGUGGCCCUUUGUCGAUCCUUGAUUUGAGCAACAACCAAAUCACCAAGAUCGAAGAAAGAAUAUGUGACAACCUGUGUAAUUUGACGCAAAUUGACCUAACCAGUAACCCCUUUGAGUGCGACUGUAAGCUCUUCCACUUGGUCAACUGGCUCCAAGAGAAAGGGGUACGAGUUCACCGGCCUGAUGCCAUGCUCUGUAACCAACCUCCUGAGCUCCGCCACCAACCUCUGCUAAAUGUCAGAGUGCUCGCCUGCGGUCUAAAUUAUGCCGCUUGUCUUGAGGACAGCAGCAGUGGAGGAGGGGGACGGAGCGAGCUUGUCAUCUUCUCGUCCUCCACGCCGGGCAACUUCACGCGUGAACAGUGUAACAGCAUUUGCUUUGCUGCGUCACACCGCUAUGGCGGGCUAGGGGCAAGACAGCAGUGUCUCUGCAGUACAAACUCUGAGCCCAACUUCAUCAGUGAAUCUCAGUGUUCUGCUGCCUGUACCAACCCCAGUGUCAUGAAGGAAUGUGGGUGGACUCUAGCCCAAGAUGUAUUUGCAGUAGACUUCUCUAUCUUACUGAAGGCCCUCCCACUGCAAAACAUUCACAACAGCAUCAGUUUUUCAGUCGUGUCCUCCGUCAUGCCAGUAAUGCUGUCCUGGGAGUUUGGUGACCUUUCACCUCGUGUCAACACCUCAGCAACAGACGUCACCAUGGCGAUGCACAAAUAUGGACUUCCAGGACAGUAUGUUGUCAGUGUGAUAGCUUGGGCUGGACACAAGGAGGUGUCUGCACGUGGAGAAGUGACCGUGGCAUUUCCUCCUAAACUGGAGCUGCACUGCCCACCUCUUACUGUGGUCAAUGGAAGCCUGGAAGUCACGCUUGUCAGCUGGGGAUCUCUUGGCCUAAAUGUAGACUGGCAGAUUGCAAAAGAUGAUGUGCAGGUCACUAAAGCCUCUCCUCACUGUCCAAAAGAUGGGGUCUACCAUAUCGAGUCUUCAUGCUGUUUUGAGAUUGUUCUGGGGGAGAUGAGCUGGACCGAUGCGCGUCAACAAUGUUUAGACCAUGGCGGGGAUCUGGCAAUAGUCAGAGAUGACACGCUGCGCAACCUGCUAGCUCAUAAAGUCACACAGGAACGAGGAGUGUGGCUUGGCUUGAGCGAUGUCACUUCCCCGGGCAGGCUGCAAUGGGUCAACGGUUUUGAGGCCCAGAAUGGAGAGGAAGGCCCGCAGCCUCGUUUCCCGAUCUCCCGUGGCAACGUUUGUGUGUCCCUUGAUCAGCGUGCUCAGACCAGUUUGCACCCAUGCAAUACUCAGCGUGCAUUUGUCUGUCAGUACAGCCCUCAAGUACAAGUUCCAGAUGCAGGGAUCUACAUGGUUGGAUUGGCAGUGUUUCCCUCCCAUAAUUCAUUGCUUCAAGCGCCAGUUGCUCCAUUCUCUACUGCACAAACACCCAACAUUGGCAUAGAAUUAAUGCUGUUCCCGGCACUGAGCUUUGUUCAGCCGGGUCGUCUGUCUUCUCUUGAGUUUGUCAUGCGGGAGCUUAGCUCACAUGUUCACAUCCGACUCCAGAUCUACCGACCUCACUGUUAUUAUCCCGGCCUGCACCUGCUCCUGCCUGGUUGUCAUGGUCCACUUUGCGCACCAGUGGCGAUAUGUGUUCCAGAUUACAGCAGGAACGUUGAUCCACCCUCUUGCCCCCGAUUACAACAGUGGUGUCCGUUCCAGCACCGAUGCCUGGACCUCUUUAGUCCCUGUCAGCUAUCUUCCUGUCCUAAUUGCACCAAAGCUCACCACCUUCCUCCUGGUGCUCUGAGACCUCAGUAUACCUUACAGGACGAGGUGCCCUUCACACUGCCUGCAGGACCAGCUGCAAAUGUUCUGAUACAAGAGGAGUUAGAAGACCUUUUGGUUUUUGCCGGUGACGUCAUUGGCCUUCAACACGAUGCUGGCCCAGCCGCCCUUCUUCGCUGCCAGUCCUCUCCAACCUCACUGUGGCGACAGCCUGUUUUAGCCCUCAACCAUUCCGAGUGGAUCUUGAUUAACACCAGCAGAGAGUCAGCAGACAGUUCAGCUGACCACAGUGUUGAACCUCAGCCCCAUCUUGACUUGGAAUCACUGCUUCAAGCUGGUGAGGGCGGCUGGUUGGAGGAAGUGGUGUGCCCCAUCAGAGUGCUCUAUGUGGGACACAGCGAGAUCCCGCUGCAGGGAGCACCGCUGUCUGCUGGCCUGUCCCAGCCCGGUCUCUACACUCUGCAGGUGACCUCUGUUGAACCAUCAUAUCCAGCCUCAGCAACAUGCCCUUUGGAAGUGGUUCCUCCUUUGGACUUAACCAUUUUGCACCCACCUCUCCUGAAUGGCAGCCUCUACCUACAGCCCAACAAUACUCGCGUACUUCUCCAUGUCCAGUCCCGAUACACCACAAGGGCAUCUCAACGAGGAACUAAUUAUAGUGUUACUUUUCAGCCAGACUGUCCUUCAAUUUUUUCAUCCAGCCCCACACUGUGCAAGCCCAGGUCGUGUUCAGGGACGAAGGUCACAGAACCGAGUCUGUAUGCAGUACUGGAUUUAAGCUUGGUGGUAGAGGAGCAAAGGGGUCUAAUUCAGGUGGAGCUGCAAGCCUAUAAUAAUUUGACAAAAUCCAGUUUGACUGUGGUGGUUCAUGUGGAAGAACCACUCAGAGGACUAGUGGUCCAGCCCUAUCCUGCUCACAGGGUACUGAUGGAGUCAGUCGUGAGUUACACAGCAUCAGUGCUUGAAGGCUCCAAUCCCACAUUUAAAUGGACAGUUGAUGACAAGCCCUACUUUACGUAUUACAACACCGUCCUCAAUGUAAUCUACCAGAAUGCUGCCGUCUACAAGCUCACAGUGACGGCUAUGAACCAUAUCAGCAGCCUCACAGAGCAUUUCAAUGUCACUGUGGACCAGCUCCAACCCAUGACCAACCUCACAGUGAGGGGUGUUCCAGAUGUGGUCCCUCAAGGCUCUGCUCAGACACUCACCGCUUCUGUUCUCGUGGACAUGUCUGUGUUGGCUACCUUUCGAUGGUCUUUUGGUGAUGGGGGAUAUCAAGAGUUUGAAUUCAAGCCUCCCUACCCACAAUCCCUUUUUCACCCAGAUUCUCCGAAUCAGGUCCUCCUAAGCAACAACAUCACAUAUAUCUACUCCCAGCCAGGGAUAUACACUGCACUGGUGUCAGUCUCCAAUCGUUAUGAGAACAUCAGUCUGAGCAUCAACAUGAGUGUCUACAGCGUCCUCACUCAUGUCGAUAUACAAACAGAGCCACGACUUCUCCUUGCUGGCAAAUCGGCAGAUUUUGAAGCUCACCCCUUGCCCUCACCCUACGGCAUUCACUAUGACUGGAACUUUGGAGAUGAUUCUGCUCAGUCUCAAGGUCGGCGAGUGGCACACACAUACAUGGACAGUGGUGCCUUUAAUGCCUGUGUGUCCGUAAAUAACACCAUCAGCUAUACCAGAGCCUGUGCUGACAUGUUUGUAUUUGAGGAGAUAGAAGAAUUGAGAGCUGAAAGCUCCUCUCCUUCAGAACUUCACAGUCCUACUAUAGUGAAAGCACACCUUGCUUCAGGUAAUAAUAUCACAUGGACAUUCUCUAUGGGCGAUGACAGCAAUUACACUACAUCUGAACCCUACGUGUCACACAGCUAUCCUAAAGAUGGCAACUACACAGUGAACGUGACUGCUGCAAAUGCUGUGAGCUCCGGCUGGACACUUGUUACAGUGCACGUCUAUGUGUUCCAAGUUAUCAGGAUAGAGCCUUCCGGAUGUGUCCAAGAAAGGACCCCCAUUUACUUUGAUACUUUGGCGUCUGGCAAUGUUUCAGCCAGCCUUUAUGAAUGGAGCUUUGGAGACGGAAGCCCGAACGAGACAUACCUCGGGAACCCCAGAGUCUCUCACACCUACAACACAAGCGGGAACUACCACCUUUCUCUUAAUCUUUCAAGUGGGCUCAACAAGGCCUCCAAGGCCCACUACUUCAAAUUGGUGUGUGUAGAGCCAGCCUUAACUAGCAUCAACCUUACCCUUGAGAAAACGCACUAUGCUGUCGGAGAAGAGAUCCGGUUGCAGGUUAGAGCUGAGCCACAAUAUACCUACAGCUAUCAGUGGAACUUGGGCACAGAUGAAGAACCUUUGCGGAUUUAUGGCUCUGGGAAUGCCCUGACAACAUAUAAAAAUCCAGGUCAUUACAUAGUGACAGUAACUGUCUUCAAUAACAUCUCCACAAGUAAUGCUAGUGUUCUGGUUCAGGUUCAGAUGCCCAUAGGGCCCAUUGUUAUUCAACAUAAUGGCACUGAGAACAAUUACCUUAUACUUAGGGAACCUUAUUUAUUCACAACCUUAGUCUCAUCUCCUGAUGUCACGCACACAUGGAACUUUGGAGAUGGGAACCUCUUCAAGGGGCACAGUGUCCCCUACACCUACAACUUCUCUGGAAACUACAGCAUCACACUGACAGCAGCCAACUCUGUCAGCAGGAAUCACAGUAUUUUACCUGUUGCUGUGCUCUCACCAAUACGUGGGUUAACAAUAAACGCCAGCCUAAUAAACGUUCCUCUCAAUGCCUCAGUUGACUUUGAGGCUCAAAUUGUGGAGGGAGAUGAAGUCAAAUUUUCCUGGAUCUUGUGUGACCACUGCACCUCGAUUCAAGGGAUCGACACCAUGUUCUACACCUUCCGCUCAGUUGGCACUUUCAACAUUAUUGUGACAGCAGAGAACAACAUAGGGAAGGCUCAAGCUAGUAUCUUCCUAUUUGUCCAACGGGAAUUACAGGGGCUCCAUAUUUUACCCGAGGAGGAGAUGGGAGUAAGUGGCGACACAGGAGUGGAUGGUUGCUGCUUUGCUACGAACCGUGUUCUCCACCUUCAUGCAGGCUUGAAAGAAGGAACAAACAUGACUUUUACCUGGAACAUCAUCAGUGAACUAGAUCCCAUUAGCUCGAGAUUCAACAUCAGUGGCAAAACUGUGGAGGUCAAUUUCUCCACACCGGGACGGUGCGUCGUCAUUCUUCGAGCAGCUAACCUUUUGGGCCAGCUUUCCGUCAACAGAACCAUCCACUUCUUAGAGCCAGCUGAAGGGGUGUAUCUACAGAUUAUUAACAACCGUGUUGCUGUCAAUGCUCAUACUAAUCUGUCAGUAUCCACUUUGGGGGGCUCAGACCUGCAAUACCGCUGGUUUGUGAAUGGAGAUAUGCUGCAGUGGAAAGAGCCCUGGAAGACUCACACGUUUUCAAGUCCUGGCCUAUAUUUGGUCACUGUGGAGGUCUUCAAUGAAGUUAGCUUUAAGCCUGUGUCUGAGAGAGUCAUCGUCCAGGAGGUCAUAUCUGGGCUUGGGUUUACAGCAACCGAUGCGACUGAGCAGAAUUACAUAGCAACAGGUGUCCCUGUCGAACUCCACGGAGAAGUGGUGAAAGGAACCGAUGUGACAUGGACAUGGAUGCUUGAUGGAACAACAGAAACAGGACAGAAUACAUCGGUUGUGUUCCAGGAGCCAAAGACAGCCAUUAUUACAUUGAAUGCCACCAACGAUAUCAGUGAGCAAAUGGUUUCAAAAGAGUUCUUUGUUCAGGACAAGAUUCAGGGGUUGGAGCUGAGGUCAAGUAAAAAGAUUGCAGUGGUCGGUGAGAGGGUAGAGUUCACCAUUUCUAUGGCUGCUGGAUCAGAUGUUGACCUGAUCCUCAGCAUCAGCGGAGAUGCCACUGUUACCCCGCAACUCAACCAAACCUAUGUGCACGUAUUCACCAGGGUAGAUACCUACAUGGUCAACCUCACUGCUCACAAUCAGGUAAGUUUCAAGAGGCGACACCUCCAGGUUGAGGUGAUGGAGCCAGUACGUGGACUGUCUAUCCAAGGAAGCUGCACAGCAAUCCCUGUUGGUGUGAAGAGAUUAUUUACUGCCAGCAUUGUGACUGGUAAACCUGUUCGUUUUCUCUGGACCUUUGAUCUGCACCACCUCCACAAGACAUCACAUUUUGGCAAAGAGCAGGUGGCGUACAUCCCAGAAGAAGCAGGUUUAUUGACUAUUUACCUGAGGGCCUUCAAUGCACUGCAUGCUCAGAACAUCACCAAGCACAUCCUUGUGCAGAACCUGCUUAUGGAUGCGGUCCUAUAUGCAACACCUCAGGACACUUUGGUCAAUAAGACUGUCACUCUUGUGGCUUCUGUCACACCCAGAUCAAAUCCUUUAGAGUGCUUCUGGGACUUUAAUGAUGGCUCUACUCCAGUUCACACCAACACCUUAACUGUGGGCCAUGAAUACAAAAACCCAGGAAGCUACAUGGUCCAAGUGAAUUGUAGUAAUCUGGUGAGCUGGGUGUUGGCUCAGGUAGAAGUAAACAUCAGUGUCCUGGAGUGUGAGGAACCAGAGGUACAAGUGAUUCAAGCCCCCCGCCUCGCCAUCUGGAGAUCCCAGCCUACUUUUGUGGAGGCCACUGUGGACCUGAAAGGCUGUGUUAUAUAUGGAGCACAGUACUUGUGGCAAGUAGUCACAACACCAUCAUGUGAUAGUGACUACCUCCUUCCCCCUGAGGUCUUGACUCGUCCCUCUCAGCCAUUCCCAAAUACCGAAAUCCCCCUUCCGGUAGAGGUGGAUGUGCGGCGGCUACAGCUGUCGUUGCCCAAGAUGGCGCUGGCUACAGGGAACUACACUUUGGUAUUUUCUCUGUCAUAUGAAGGUGUGCCGUUGAGGAAAGCAGCCUGUCUCCAACUUAGUGUCAUGGCUGCAAGGCUGAUGCCCAUCAUAGAGGGUGGCACCUACAGGGUGUGGUCGAGGACUCAAGACCUCCAACUCAGUGCCGAGCAGUCAUAUGACCCAAAUAUGGACCCUGAAAGCCAGUCACUACUCCACUACCAUUGGGAUUGCCAAAGCACAUCAAAGGGUCCAGAACACUGCUCCAGCCUGAACUUCGGCUUGGGGUCGAGCGGUCCUGUACUGGGAAUAUCUGGCUCAGAGUUGGAGGCUGAUGUCGAAUACACUUUCAAACUGUCCAUCAGUAAAGAUGGAAUGACACCAGAGUCCACCACACAAACUGUGCUCGUCCAGAGUGGUCACAUCCCCAUGGUGUAUCUCGAGUGUGUGUCCUGUAGGGCCCAGUCUAUCUACGAAGUCAGCCAGAACUCUUAUGUCUACCUCCGAGGAACCUGCACUAACUGCCAGGGCUUUCACCGCGGGAGAUGGACUGCCAUGACGCUGCAGAACGAGACUCUCAUCCUGGACUCGUCCUCCACCACCACAGGAAAUGACUGUAUGAACCUGGUGCUACGGCAGGGUGUCCUUCGCCAUGGAGACUCGUACAUUUUCACCCUGCACGUAACCGAUUACAUGCUGGAUGGCGAGGGGGCCGCCUCCAUCACGUUGCACCACAACAUGCCUCCGGCUGGGGGGGAGUGUCACCUGAGAGCGGGAGGGGAGGCAGGAGGGGUGAAUGGUGAUGCAGAUGGUGGAGGUUGGACCAUUCGAACGUUGCUGGACAGAGUACACUUCAACUGCUCAGGUUACAGUGAUCGGGGAGUCUCGGAGACACAUUUACUGUACAGUUUGUUGGUGACCCGCUGCAAGGAAGACUACUGUGAGGAGUUCUGUGUGUACAAAGGCAGCAGUCCAGAACAUUCGGCAUUCCUUCCCCCAGGCUUUAGUUCGGCUCGACACCGCGUAGCUGUGUCCAUCACGGUGGAGGACCUUCAGGGAGCAACAAUCACUGCACUCAACAAGUCAGUUGAGGUGGUGCUGCCGGAUCCACCACCUUUUUACAGUAGUCUUCCUCACUGGCUCGCUGAGCUGACUGACAGCAGGCUUAAACAGCUGCUGGAGCAAGGAGACUCUCAGAGGGUCAGGGAGUUAUCCUUGGCUCUUAUUACUGUCCUGAAUGAGUAUGAGCAGAGCAGGGAGUCAACACGGGUGUCUCUAGCAGAGCGGGUUUACCGAGUCAGAGUCCGCAGCAAUAUUACCAGGGCACUGACUGCACUGGAUCUGAACACUGUUAAUGACAUUCAGCAAACCUCUGCUGCGCUGGCACAGUGUACGGCGGUGAGUCGGGAGUUCAUCUGUGAGGAGUGUCAGAACAGUACACUAAACAAACUUGAGUCCAUGUUAGAGAUUCUGCAAAAUGACACCAAGCAGGGAACGGUUACACCAACUGAGAUAGCUGACAACAUCCUGAACAUCAUGGGUGAUCUGAUCCAUCAAGUCAGCCAGUCAGCGUCUUACUUCCAACCCGCCUACGUGGAUUCCGCAUCAGUCUUCUCUACUUUCCCGUUGACCUCCUCUGGUGCAUACCAUGGAGGUAUCCCGUUGGACCCAUCCCCUUCUUCCUUAGAGCCACACCCACUGCGAGUGGCGGCCAAAGCCUACAGCCUGUCCUCAGUCCUCAUGCUGAUCCUUAUGCAUGGUCGCGUCCUGAACGAGGAACCGCUUGUGCUCAGGGGAUCAGAGAUAGCUGCCACAGGAAAACUGGCUGACCCGCAGAGCCUGCUCUGUUACCAUGGCAACAGCAGUCCAGAGUGCCAGCGGUUCUCUAUCCCCAGAGCGUUCAACAGCAGUCUUCGCAGAGCAGCUGCAGGAAACAGUGUCAUGCAGUUACUCUUCCAGUUGGAGUCCAACCCCUUCCCCUUCAACUAUGUAGCCAACUACACCGUCUCUACAGAAGUGGCAUCCAUGGAGUUCCGCACUGAAAAUGGCACCCAGAUUCCCAUCUCCGGCCUGGAUGACAGUCUCGCCAUCACUGUCGCCAUUAACAAUGGCACUGGCGCAGAGCUCGGCACAGAUUCCUCAGGUGCAGCAGGUGUACCUACAGCUGGAGCUGUGAACAUCAGCCGGUGCGACUCUGUCAUCGUCAGGGUGAUCACAGGAAACAACAACCGACAAGCUGGACUGUUUGUUCAACUCAACUUCACCUCUUUGGAAGAUGCAGGACGCAGUACUGAGAGCAAUGAAGACUCUGAGGAGCCAUAUAUCGACGCCUACCUUCAUUCCCAUGAACAUCCGAAUGAAUUCAACUGCACCGACAGAAAACGGAUCACACUCAGUAUGACCCGAAGCCAAGGCCUUGAUCAUAGGAAGUACACUUUCUUCCUAUCGCCUCAGACGUAUGACACCACACUUGACUACUUUAUCAACGUGAGCGCACCCUGCAGCCCCAGCUCACUGUCUGCCGGCAUACAUCUUGAGGUGGGGCUGUUCGUCUCGCUGUGCCAGUAUUUCAGUGAGAGCGAGAAGCAGUGGCGGACAGACGGCAUGGUGCCCCUGGCAGAAACCAAUGCCAGCAGAGCUGUUUGUCGCACCAGACACCUCACCGCCUUUGCCGCAGGCCUCUUUGUUCCACCUCAUGCAAUCAGCUUUACACUACCAAUGCGCUCCGGCCCACCAAGCUUGGUGGUGCUGAUGGUGUGCGUGCUGGGCUUGCUCAGCUAUGUUAUUGCUGCUGCCAUCUUGCACAAGUUAGACCAGCUGGAUUUGCGCCGGGCUGGUGUGGUUCCUCUGUGUGGCACAGAUGGACUCUUUAAAUACGAGGUUCAAGUCAAAACUGGCUGGAGUCUUGGGGCAGGCACAACAGCUCAUGUAGGAAUCAGUUUGUAUGGUCGGGAGGGCCGCACCGGGCACCGCCAUCUUGACAGCAGGGGAGCCUUUACGCGCAACGCCCUCGACAUCUUCCAUAUUGCUACAGACACCAGCCUGGGCAGCGUGUGGAAAAUACGCAUAUGGCACAACAACAAGGGUUUGUCCCCAGCAUGGAUGCUACAGUAUGUCUUGGUCAAGGACUUACAGACAGGAAGCAGUUACUACUUCCAGGUUGAUGAGUGGCUGUCUGUAGACAAUGAGAAAACUGAGGGUCAGGUAGAAAUGGAAGUGGAGGCUUCAGAAGAGGGAUCGCUCCGCCAGUUUCCACGCAUCCUGCGGGUUGAGCUUCAAAGGGCGCUGUGUGAGAGUCACCUGUGGCUGUCGCUGUGGGAGAAGCCCCCUCGCAGCCCCUUUACUCGUUUACAGAGAGCCACAUGUUGUGCUUUGUUACUGCAGUUAUUUUUGGCCUUCAACACGCUGUGGUACAGCAUUGUGGUGGACAAGAGAGUCAGCCCACAGGCCGUGGCGCAGUUAUCUUCACUAAACGGCAAGACUGUGGCAGCAGGUGUGGUGACAUGUUUGAUCGCCUACCCUCUCUACCUCCUCGUCUUCACACUCUUCAGAAUGAGCCGCAGCAAGUGUGUUUCAGUGGAGCAGGUGCCUUCACCAGGGGACCAGGAGUCAGUGGAGAUCGAUUACUUCCUGGACAACUCAAUGGCUGGAAGUUCUUUCCUCUACUUUGAUGGCGAGACCAACUCAGAGGAAACCAAUGUGGAUUUGCCCACCCCAUCCACCAAAAGUUUGGAGAGUUGGGGCAUGGCAGAGGAGGAGACGGAGGACAGAGAUUGGCCAGAGCUGUUGGGUCAUGUGUCUGUGACAGGAGGGGCGGGACAUGGGGCAGGGCUGCCAAGGCUGAAGAGGGGCCAAGGGAGCAGGCACCUGGGUGUGGACAUGACCUUUAACCCUGAUGAUGAGGAUGAGCAACGUCACAAGUAUUUUACUUCUUCAGAUGAAGACCUCAUCAAAUACAUUCUGAGCGAUGGCCAGAACUUGUUUCCGCAAGCAGAUGAAAGUGAAAUGGCUGAUCUGUCGAGCAUUUUAGAUGACAACACAGAGGUGAUUCUUCUCCAGAAAGUCAAUGAUCCUCUUCCUCUCGAAUCAAUGAGAAGAGAACCCGUGAAAACUGCUUUUUCCUCCAAUACAGUUGUGGCAGAUGUGUGUCGUCCCAGACGGUUCCCUCCCUGGUGUGGACGCGCCGCCCUGUGGGGGAGCUGGGCAGCGAUGGCCUUGGCCAACAGUAUAUCCAUUUGGGCAGCUCACGGGUUCAAUCAGAGGGUUGCCAUGAUGUGGCUCAUCUCCUGUUUUGCCAGCUUCCUGUGCUCCUGUCUGCUACUGGAGCCAAUAAAGGUGUUGUGUGAGGCCUUCUACUAUGCAGUGUUUGUCUGUCGUCUGCGGCCUGAGGACCAGGAUGUGUUGGUGGAGUUCCCCACGGUGGAGAGGGUGGUGCAGCGGGUCCACCGGGUGCGGCCACCUCAGGGUUAUGCUCUGUCCCGGGACCGGCACCAGGCCCGCAAGGUCCGCCUGCUGCACACUAUGUUGAAGAACUUCCUGGUUUACAUGUUCUUCUUGUUGGUGGUUCUUCUUCUCAACUAUUCGGACUCUGCCAAAGAUGCACACAGCCUGAGGCUGCAUACUCAAUUGCAACAUGUGCUACACACACCUGAGUACCACAAUAUCAGCAGCCGACAAGAUGUUUUGACUUGGCUGAGGAAAUCCUUAUUACCUCGCCUUCUGAACGACUCUGCUCUCCUUGGAGACACAGGAAGUGUAUUACUAGGCACAAUGAGACUCAGCCAAAUCCACCACACACAGGUUCUGGAUGGUUCCAGAGCAAGAGACAUGUGGCAACCUGCUGUUCCUGCUAGUGUGUGGCAUUUGGAUCAGAGGAGUCGACUCAGUAACUCCACAGACUUGGUCCUCCAGCUGAACAGAAGUCUGGAGGAGGCCUCUAAUUCCCUCCAGCAGCUCCAGCAGCAACACUGGCUUGGUGACAGGAGCCGUGCUUUGUUUGUGGAGUUCUCACUCUACAAUAUCAACACAAAACUUUUGGCAGUCUUUUCUUUCCUUUUUGAGUUCCCAGUUUCUGAGCGUGCUCAGUCUAGCCUUGACCUCAUCGUCAUCACUCUGUGGCCAAUCACAGGGCUGGAUCUGCAGCUUCUUUUAAUGAUGGUCCUUCUUGCCCUGGUGUUAUAUUUCCUGGUGCGGGGGCUUUUGGGUUUCCUCCGAGAAGGCUACUCCUACCUGCUGUCCACCUGGAGACUCCUGGGCAUCUGUAAACUUGCUCUGGCAGCAUCUGUAUGCGGCCUGCAUCUGAGCCGGUGCGUCAUGGCCCAGCAGCAGUGGGCGUUAUACCUCAGUCACCCACGGGAUGCCUUCACAGACUUCUACCCACUUGCCAAACAGAGUCAGAUGUAUACAGUCAUGGCGGCCUUGCUACUCUUUAUAUUAGUACUCAAGGCAUCUCAUCAGUUGCGGUUCCUGCGAGAGUGGGCCUUGUUUGGCCGAGCUCUGCGAUACUCUGUCUGGGAAUUGCUGGGCGUCGCGCUGGCCCUGCUGCUGUUGCUGCUGGCGUACUCGCACACCGGACACCUGCUCUUCCACUCCGUCUUUGAUGGCUACGCUAGUGUCAGCUCCACCUGUUUGUCCUUGUUGGGCGCCGGUGGCCGUGGGCUGUUGUCAUGGGAACCUUCCCGGACACUAACUGGUCCCUCGGGCAGCAUCUCCUCACUGGUGUUCCACGCGAGUUUCGCCGUGCUUCGGUUGAUCUUGAUCUGGUUGGUCACCUCUAUUUUACUGAGGAACUACCGGCGUGGACGUGCAGAGUUGUACCACCCUGCUGUUGACCUGCAAGACUACGAGAUGGUCGAGCUGUUCCUCAGGAGACUGAAAAUGUGGAUGGGACUUAGCAAGACCAAGGAGUUUCGUCACAAGGUUCGUUUCGAAGGCAUGGAGCUGCCGCCGUCGCGCUCCUCGUCAACCAGCGACUGCAAGUCUCUGUGUUUACCACCGCUGGACCGCCCUGACUCUCCAUCCACUCCAGACAGCAUUGAGGCCGGCUCCGAGGCCUCCUGGUGCCCGGCGACCUCCAGUCCCUGCAGCCUGACCGAAGCGCCCGGCGUCGGCCCGGGGCUCGGGCUGGGCCUCGGCCCCGGCGUGGCGGUGGGAGGCGCGAGCCGGAGGGAGAGAUCGGAGAGCGAGGCCUCUCUGAAGAGGCUGCUGCCUACCUUUGACGCCCUGCUGCAACAGCUGGACCGUGUCACCAUGGCAACGGAGGAUCUAUUCCAUAUCGAAUGCCGACUAGAGCGAGCACAGAGGAAGAGGAGACGUAGAGGGAGAGCGAAAGGAGUGGCUCAAGGGGGAGACAAAAACUGUGGACGAAAAGAAAGGAAGAGUGGCAAAGACAAGCACAAAGGGGCCAAGAAGGCCAAAAAAAAGGACACGGGUGAAAUUCCAACAGAGUGUCAGGACUCUGCAGCCAAUCUCAAAAGGACUCCUGCAAAGUCCAAAGCACUGCCCCACUCCUCUCCCCCCUCCAAAUCCUUCAUCAGUGCUCCCCUGCCAACUCCAGUAACAGAACCCUCCACUCCCCCUGCUUCACCACCCAGUACCCCUCUUUCCCAUCCCCAGCCUCCCAAAUCUAGCACAGGGCCUCCAUGCACCUCGGCAGCCACCCCAUCCUCGCCAUCUUCGCCUCCCCCCACCGCCUGGGAGCACCCGCCCGCAGAGAGAGAGACCGUCCCCUCCUCAAGUCUGUUCAACCAUCCGGCCCACACGACGACCAUCCCCACACACAAGCGAAAACGCAAACCUCCCCCGCUUAAAAACAAGGUGCACCCCAACUAAGCAGGGACGUGAGGGAGGAGGCCCAAGUGAGGAGUGGACAAGACAACAAGAGAGGAGAAAGUGGGGUUAAGGACGAGAGGAGGGCGGGACAGCUGGAUUUGUCUCCGAACGCUCCUCUCUAAACCUCACAGAUGACAAAGGUCACAGGAAGGUCAUCGUUUGAUUCCCACAAACAAGGUGCUGGUCACCGGCUCAGACAGCUAGGAAAACACGGAAACCAAGAAACUUGUUCUUUACUCCUCCCGUUCCCCCUUAACCGCUACAAGUGACCCUGGGGGUCACAUGGAGGUCAUCGACAGAAGCACAGGAACGUGCUCACCUGAGGACUAACAGUUGAAAAGAAAUAAAAAAGGAAUUAAUAUGUGUACAUGUUUAGUGUAUGUAAUCAAGAUCUGUUGGUACUAUUACUACUAUGGGUUCUCGUGACGCGUCUGGAAUAUAAAUGUUUUACCACCCCAAAUUUGCAUGCAAGGCAAACACAGAUAUGCGCAACACACGGAGACAAACCUCUGUGGCGGCUUGCCUUCUGCAGCCACUUGUUCAGUGUUACAAAUUAUGUUGGAGCGGUACAGAGAGGAAGAAAAGCCCACUAAGUGAUGUCAUGGGAAAUAUGGAGAGAGAGAGAGAGAGAGAGAGAGAGAGAGAGAGGGAGAGAGAGAGAGAGAGA
Phycodurus eques (leafy seadragon) is the source of this 14735-nucleotide messenger RNA. It is a transcript of the gene pkd1a, whose product is annotated as polycystic kidney disease 1a. Gene Ontology annotation, biological process: kidney development. Gene Ontology annotation, cellular component: membrane. NCBI's taxonomy places the organism in Eukaryota, Metazoa, Chordata, Actinopteri, Syngnathiformes, Syngnathidae. The coding region runs from base 215 to 14068 and encodes 4617 amino acids. The transcript is spliced from 55 exons. Gene Ontology annotation, molecular function: protein binding. The record is from RefSeq and is a predicted model, not a curated record.